Messenger RNA from Plasmodium malariae, 2409 nucleotides. Its product is annotated as glutamate--tRNA ligase, putative. NCBI's taxonomy places the organism in Eukaryota, Apicomplexa, Aconoidasida, Haemosporida, Plasmodiidae. Gene Ontology annotation, cellular component: cytosol; cytoplasm; methionyl glutamyl tRNA synthetase complex. Gene Ontology annotation, molecular function: ATP binding; glutamate-tRNA ligase activity. Bases 1 to 2409 code for a protein of 802 amino acids. The transcript has a single exon. The record is from RefSeq and is a predicted model, not a curated record. Gene Ontology annotation, biological process: translation; glutamyl-tRNA aminoacylation.
AUGGCCGAUGAGCUCAAAAUAAACAUAUACUAUGGUAGAAAGUACCCAUUUUUGUGUAGAACAGUGCGUAACAUAUAUAAUAAUAUUGUUAAGAAAAAAGAAAAUUUAAACAGUGAGUGCCUAGUAGGGGAAAACAUAAAAUUUGUGAAAAACGAAAAAGUGGAAGAGAUACAAAUAGAAUUUGUAAACGAUGUAUCGGAUGUAAAGUUUAUACAAAGUAGUGACAAAAUAUUUGCAAAGAGUUUGGAUUAUUUAUUGAAAACGAAUUUAUACCAUUUUUAUGAUGAAAAUAAAAAAAAAAAAAAAAUUCUUAAUGUUUAUAUUCAAACGCAGUAUGAUGAUUGGAUAGAUUUUUUUAGAUAUAAUGAUAUACAAGAAAAUAUUCAACAUGUAUGUGAACAUAUUAAUAAUCACUUACAUUUGAAUACCUUUGUUUGUUCUCAUUUCUUAACCUUGUCUGAUAUAUAUAUUUAUUACGAGAUGUAUACAUAUUUUAAUAUAACUAAUUGUUAUAAUAUAAAAUAUACGAAACAGUACAAGAAUCUUAAUAGAUGGUUUAAGUUAAUAACAUCUUUGCUAUAUAACAAGGAUGAUGAGUUAAAUAUGUACUUACAAAAAAAAGCACUCAUGAACAAAGUGAACAUAACAAAAGAUGAUGCAAACACUGUGCAUAUGUUAAAACAAAAAGCGACAAAUACUUCAUAUUCGGGGAAAUUAGAAAAUGCUGAAAAAGGAAAAGUAGUAACAAGAUUUCCACCUGAACCAUCAGGUUUUUUACAUAUUGGUCAUGCAAAAGCAGCAUUCUUAAAUAGUUAUUAUGCAAAUAUGUAUGAAGGAAAAAUGCUACUACGAUUUGAUGAUACAAAUCCAGCAUUAGAAGAUAUCAUAUAUGAAACAAGUAUAAUAGAUGAUUUAGAAAAAUUAGGAUUAAAAUAUGAAAAAAUUAGUUAUACUUCAGACUACUUCGCAUUAUUAGAAGAGUAUUGCAUAAAAUUAAUAAAAAUGAAUAAAGCGUAUGCAGAUGAUACAGAUGUAGAAUUAAUGAGGAAUCAAAGGGGUGAAGGUAUUGAAUCUGCUAAUAGAGAAAAUUCGAUAGAACAUAAUUUACAAAUAUUUGAAGAAAUGCGUAAUGGUACAGAAAUAGGAAAAAAAAAUUGUAUAAGAGCAAAAAUAAAUAUGCAAAGUAAAAAUAAAUGUAUGAGAGACCCUGUUUUGUAUAGAUGUAUAGUGGAUACACCUCAUCAUAGACAUAAAUUUAAAUAUAAAUGUUAUCCAACGUACGAUUUUGCAUGUCCAAUAAUAGAUUCAAUCGAAGGAGUUACACAUGCAUUAAGAACGAAUGAAUAUAGUGAUCGAAUAGAACAAUAUAAUUGGUUUUUAUCAAUUUUCCAAUUACGUAAAGUAUACAUUUAUGAAUUCAGUAGAAUUUCUUUUGUCAAAACGCUUAUGUCCAAAAGAAAAUUGAAAUGGUUUGUCGAUAAUAGAAUUGUCGAUGGAUGGUCAGAUCCACGUAUGCCAACAAUUAAAGGAAUAUUAAGAAGAGGAUUAACUAAAGAAGCUUUAUUUCAAUUUAUUUUACAGCAGGGCCCGUCAAAAGCUGGAAACUUAAUGCAGUGGGACAAAUUAUGGUCAAUAAAUAAACAAAUCAUUGAUCCAAUUAUUCCUAGAUUUGCUGCUGUAGAUAAAAAAAAAGCAGUUAUAUUGAAACUCACUGAUUUAAGUCCAGAUAUUGUUGAAAAAAAAAGAGAUUUACAUAUGAAAAAUAAAUCAUUAGGUACUUGUACUAUGUACCAUACAAACAAAUUUUUCAUAGAGCUAGAAGAUGCCCAAACCUUCGUUGAACAAGAAGAAAUUACAUUAAUAAAAUUGGGAAAUAUAAUUAUUACGAGAGUCAUUAAAAAUGGCGAAGAUGUUGAAGGUGGUGCUACUGUUAAUCAUGAUACUCCUUUGAAGGAAAUAUUAGGUGUUUCCAACUUUAGCGGAGAUUUUAAAACAACAAAAAAAAAAGUACACUGGAUACCCUACAUUCGCGAAAAAUUAAUUUCAUGUACCUUGUACGAAUACGAUCAUCUGUUAACAGUGGAUAAAUUUGAAAAUGAUAAUAAAGAAGAAUGGACAAAAUUUAUUAAUCCAGUUACUAAGUACGAAACAGAAGUCUAUGCAGAACCAGCUAUUACUUCUCUCAAACAGGGGGACAAAUUUCAAUUUGAGCGAAGAGGCUAUUUUAUUGUUGAUCAAAUAUCUAACAACAAUCAUUUUCGCUUAGUCAAAAUUCCGGAUGGAAAAUCAAAAAAUAUGUCCAUAAUUAGCUCAAAAGUUGAUCCUCAAGUUUUGGCGGGAACAAAAAAUAAAACUGUCGCUAUGCCUGACAAAGGGAAAACCACCCAGAAGGACAACAUGAAAAUGUAG